AUGACACUUAACACUAGUAACCACAAAAACGGCUUUUUCAGACCGGCAAUCAAUGCCGUGACUCUCAAGGCCAUGACGUUGAGAAAUUUAUAG
Messenger RNA from Blumeria graminis f. sp. triticale, 93 nucleotides. Lineage: Eukaryota; Fungi; Ascomycota; Leotiomycetes; Helotiales; Erysiphaceae. The record is from the annotation of a GenBank genome assembly.